CUCUCAUUUGUUCUACUUAUUACCAUAGCAUUCUUAAUUGCAUUCAGUUAGUUAAAUGUGAGAGUGAUGAGGAGCUGAGAACAUUGCUUUGCUCAGAUGACAUGAUGAACAUUCUGCAAUCAAUCGGUUACAGGGGUGUUCCCUCCAAGGAGAAAUUGGCCUCACGAGACAACAUUAUUCGGUCGAUUGUAAUUGCAGGAAUUGGCCAUAUGCUGGCAAUGAUGGACCAAUUAAAAACUGGACUUACACUUUUUGGGGUUCUGCAGCAAAUUCAACAUCACCGGGAGAUAAUGGCAUCAAUGCUUACACUGGAUGGUGUUGCUAAUUUUUGCUUGACUGCAGACAUUGUUCUUGAAAAUAUGACUGUAGAAUUUAGCCCGGAAGGAAGCAACAAAAAGCAAUUGGAAAUAAAUGUCCACAAAUUUUUUUGUGACUAUAUUCAAGAAUUGGACACAAAAGUUGAAUGAGAGAUAAAUGCAAUUGUACCUACUUUAAUGGCUUUUGACUAUCUUAAACACAUUUCCUUUAUAGACACUAGCACAUCAUUAAAAACGCUGUACAGAUUCA
Molecule: messenger RNA, 567 nt
Organism: Xenia sp. Carnegie-2017
Lineage: Eukaryota; Metazoa; Cnidaria; Anthozoa; Malacalcyonacea; Xeniidae
Exons: 2
Coding region: 102-467 (121 amino acids)
Source: RefSeq, a predicted model, not a curated record